AUGGCUUUCGUUCAUCAUCAACCGCGGCAACAGCGUCGAGAGCGUCAGGGCCAUGUCCCCGACUCGGUCUCCACCACCUACGCUUCGGCACAGCAUCGACAUGAUCGCGAGGUACCACAGGAUUGGAGCAUCGUCUUUCCUGGCAGGUCGCGUGAGGCGCCGCCAUCGCCGACCCUCCAGCAUGCAUCCAGCAUCACUCGCCGCCCAUCGUCACUCGCCUCCUCCUCGACAGAUCACAGCGACGACUCGGAUCCACUUGCACUCACGCUCCCGCCGCUUCACGAUGGAACCGGCCGAUUCCUCGCCUCUCCACUCAGCCCUUCCUCCACCGAUGCUGCUUCCGUCGAUGCAGCGCCCCAGCACAGCGGGGCAGACGACGAUCGCCUCUCCGACGCUCGUCACUCCGAAGAUGUGUUUCCAGAGUCUGUAUUCAGCGGCACCGACUCACAGCUCGAUGCGGAUGAAGAGCUCGGCUUCGGCUCAGGUUCCGAUUUCGACUUUGAGAGCGACGCUGCCGCCUCUUCCCAUCCUAGUCGAAGCUCCGCCCGACGAGGAGCGCUUCGCACAGCAUCGCGCAGACGGCCUUCCAAGUUGAGCCACGUGAGCAUCGGAAGCGACGAUGAUGAAAUCAGCGAAGCGGCACGAUCCCAGUCCCACAGUCACAUGCUUGGAAGCAAAGCGUGGUCUCUUCUGGGUCGCAGCAACGCAUUGGAGCGCGUCCCCGAAAGCCCCUCUGCUUCCACACAGCUCUACUCGAGCGCUCGCUCCAGUCGCCAGAUGGGACGAUCCCGUCGCCUUGGCAACGACCUCGCCGUUGUCUUUACCAGCGGCUCUGAACGAGAAGACAAUGACGGUCACGACCUCGACCGCUCGCGAGACACGGCACGUCACGAUGCCGAUGCGGCUUUCGACGCCGAUCUCGCGGUGAGCAACCUGGCUCAGAGUGCCGGGUUGUCCCACCUGGAGCACAGCGAUCUGCUUCGCCGACCCAAGCGCAGACACCGACGCUCGGCAGCCGGUCGUUCGAGCAAGCGCAGCAACACCUCGCAGUCGUUGCUCAGCAUCGAUUACGAGUCGCGCCUGCUCACGGGGCAUCACCGACACCAGGCCGACGGGCAUCGCCACGCUGAUGGAGCAGAGACGCCGCGAUCGUCGACACAGGCAUCGAGGAUGGUUCAAGAGCAUCCGUCCAAGACCACGCGAGUGAUCGGCACCAUCUUGCGCAAAGUGUUUGACCUCGAGCCCGAAGUGCUCGAAGCGUUUCUGCAGGAAGAUGCCGAGCGACAGCAGCGGUCUGGAGCGCAGAACAACACGGCUAGGACGUCUUCAAGGCCAGGUUUCGCCUUCGAGGCAGCAGAAGCGCCGCUGGCUUGCGCUCCGCUGUGCGAUGCAGCAGCGGCAGCGACGGCGUCAUCAUCAUCAUCUUCGUCCACGAUGAUGCUGGAUGGCCGGAGCGAACAUGAGCGUGUGCAGUCUUCGUCAGACGACCAGACCGAAGUCGAGGAACGAGGUAGCAUUGCGCUCGAUCCCUCGACAUCGCCGCUGUUCUCCAACUCGAAACCAGUCGAAGGCGAAGAGAUGGGUGACACGAGCGGACUGCGACUCACCGAAGCUGCUCUGCUCCAACGCGGGUCGGUGUCUACCCGUCGAGCAAGCGGUUCUUCUUCGCUGAUGGAGCCCACGACGAUGGAAGCGCUCUCUGCGUUUAUGAACACCAUGGUGAUGCCGGUACCCAUGCCGCUGCGAUUGCUUGGAGCGCUGUUCGGAUGGUCCAGCAUCUGGUCCUCUUCUGCGAGCAAGGUGGGCUCCGAAGAGCGCGAUGCAGCAGCAACGACAGCGACGAUGGGGGAGCAGGAGGAAGAUGAGGCAGCUAAAAGGGAUGCAGAGGAAGAACGCAGGUACAGGUACGAACGGCUGCUCAGUGCGCAACAGGCCAAGGCGUGGAGUAGGAGGUACAGGGGGAUCCUCUUUGCCAACGUCGACGACGAGGAGCCGAGUCCGGAUGUGCCGGAGCUGUGGAGGGGCGAGGAGCAUCCUGCGAUCGCUGGACAGAGGGAUGUGUGA
Molecule: messenger RNA, 2064 nt
Organism: Pseudozyma hubeiensis SY62
Lineage: Eukaryota; Fungi; Basidiomycota; Ustilaginomycetes; Ustilaginales; Ustilaginaceae
Exons: 1
Coding region: 1-2064 (687 amino acids)
Source: RefSeq, a predicted model, not a curated record